Messenger RNA from Blepharisma stoltei, 4477 nucleotides. Lineage: Eukaryota; Ciliophora; Heterotrichea; Heterotrichida; Blepharismidae. The record is from the annotation of a GenBank genome assembly.
AUGUUAGAACCGAUUAGAAGAACAAGCUCUUCAUUCAUUAUCGGGCUGCAACAAAUAAAACAUCAAAUCGAGAUAAAAGAGCAUGCUGAAAGACUAGCUGAAGAAGAAAGCAAAAAACAUGGAGCCACAAAAAAGUCUGUAGCAAAGCCUAAAGGAAGGGAUAAGCAAGAUGAUGCUAUUAAGAGCUCGGAAGCUUUUAGAGACAUGAUUGAGCAUAAAAUCUCAUUAGAUGAGCUAGCAAGAAACUUAGAAACAGAUUUCGACCGUGGCUUAUCAGACGAAAAAGCACAUAAUAAACUUAAAGUUUUUGGAGAAAAUAAACUGACUGAGAAGGCCGGACUCCCAUGGUACUUGCAUUUUAUUAAGUGUCUAACUGGCUUUUUCUCAUUGAUGCUAUGGGCAGGGGCUAUUUUAUGUUUCAUCACAUAUGGUAUUGAUCAAACUGAUCCAUCCAAUGUUUACCUUGCUAUAGCGAUAGUUGUUGUCGUCGUAAUCACAGGUACAUUUGGCUUUUAUCAAGAAGAAAAGUCAGCAGCCAUCAUGGCAGGGUUCAAGAACAUGAUUCCUCCUAAAUGCUCAGUAAUCAGAGAUGGAAAUGCAAGAGAGAUGGAGUCAUCUAAGCUUGUUCCUGGAGACAUUGUGUUUGUUAAGGAAGGUAAAAAAAUUCCUGCAGACAUUAGGAUUUUAUCAUCUAAUAAUAUGAAAGUUGAUAACUCGUCCUUAACUGGAGAAAGUGAUCCUCUUCCAAGAACAGAAAAAUGUACUAAUGAAAAAAAUCCGCUUGAAACUGAAAAUAUGGCAUUUUUUGGGACUAUGUGCAGCACUGGGGAAGCGAAAGGUGUGGUGAUUAAUACAGGUGACAAGACUGUAAUGGGAAGGAUUGCAAACUUAGCCUUCACUACUAAGAAUGAACAAACGACACUGGGAAGAGAAAUUGACUUUUUUGUGAAGGUAAUCACUAUUAUAUCAGUCACAAUGGGAAUCAUCUUCUUUGCUUUAGGCUUUAGCUUUGGGUUUACUAUUACGGUAAAUGUAAUUAAUGCUAUUGGAUGCAUUAUUGCUAAUGUUCCUGAAGGACUACUUGGAGAAGUAACAGUUGCUCUUGCUCUUACUGCAAAAAGAAUGGCUGAAAAAAAUGUCCUUGUAAAAAACUUAGAAUGUGUCGAAACUUUAGGAUCUGUCACAUGUGUUUGCUCAGACAAGACUGGGACUUUAACUGAAAACAAAAUGAGAGUCGUUAGUAUUUGGUAUGACAGUAAAAUUAGAGAUGUAAAUAAUUAUGAAGAAAAGAAUACUGGAGUAACUUUAGGCUAUAAUAUUGAAGAGCCCACUUUUGAAAUGCUGCUUAGAUGUGCUAUUCUAAAUAGCAAAGCCCAAUUUUCAACCGAGCCACCUGAAGAUCUUUUAUCUGAUAAGCAUGGAAACAGGCUUUCUGAAAAUGAAAUUGCAGAAGUUAAAGAAAAAUUUAAAAGUGGCUUACUCCCCUCUUCAUAAGCAAACAAAACCAUUGGAAAAAUCCCUAAUUUGCUCAGAAACCCACCCGUGAGCGAGCACAUAUUUUUUAUGAAAAAAAAUUGAUAUAUAAGUUUAGCUAUCUCUAUUUAAUUUUAAACUUUAAAGCAUAAAUCUUAUAAAUUAAUUUUUAGCGAAUUGGAGUUUUUUUUAAAUUUUGAAGAAUAUAAAUUUUUAAAAAAAAAUUAUCCCUUAAUGAGUGAACAAAAUUUUUUGUUGCUCAUGCGGAGAGUUAGCAGCCAAAUCCAUACAAACUUGGCCAACAUUCGGAGGUGAUGCAUCAGAAAUUGCUUUAAUUAAAUUCUUCCAUCCCAUCAAAAAUAUCACAGAUAUGAGGCAAACAUAUCCUAUUCUAAUAAGAGGAGGGAUUAAAGGUGAAAUCCCAUUUACUUCGGCUAAUAAAUAUGCAGUAACAAUUCAUGAGCCAACAGAUUGGAAUCCUGAAGACCACAAGAAAGAUUGCAUACUAUUUAUGAAGGGCGCUCCUGAGCAGCUAUGGGAGAGAUGCUCAACUAUUCUUUCAGAAGGAAAUGCUAUUCCUAUAACUGAGGAGAAAAGAAUUCAAUUUGCAACCGCAAAUAAAUGCUUUGGAGGUAAAGGUCAGCGAGUCUUAGGAUUUGCUUACACAUGGCUCGAUCACAAUGAGUAUCCUAAAGAUUAUGUCUUUGAACCAAAUAAAAAAGAAGGGCCAAAUUUCCCUCUUCGAGGGCUCACUUUUAUUGGCUUAACUGCACUAAUGGACCCACCAAGAAAAGGAGUGAAAGAAGCUGUUAUUUCAGCUCAUGAUGCAGGGGUCAAAGUAAUAAUGGUUACUGGAGAUCAGCCUCUUACCGCUGCAGCAAUUGCAAGACAAGUGCAAAUUAUUACUGUAGACAAGACUGUGAAUGACUAUGUUGAAGAAGGCUUGGAUUGGGAAAAGGCUAUAGACUUAAGUGACGCUAUUGUGAUUCACGGAGAUAUGCUCACAAAAGCUCACACAGAAGAUUCCGAUCUUCCAUUUAGAGAGCAAAGAAUUGCCAAGUGGCUAACCCAUGGUAAUUAAAUAAAAUUUAUAGUAAGUUUAAUGUUUAAUGAUUAAAGUUUUAUAUUUAGCAAGGAUAAUAUUUAAUGCAAUCUAUAUGAUUAGCUCAAUAAAUCUUAAAAUAAUUGAUAUGAAAAUUUAAGUUUAAGUUUAAUUGAAUUAUUCUUGGAUGCUGUCUCCUUGCUUGAGAUCCAACUUGAUUAACAGCUCUGAACAACGGUAGGUGGACCGGCCUAACCGUCGAACCGUUAAUGUUUGCAAGUCCGUUAAGACUUCUCUGAUCAGUGUCAGACUCAGCACUAGCCUCUCCACUCUCUUUCGAGACUCUCAAGAGUCAAGACCUCUCUCACUAAGCUCGAAAAGAGGACCCUGACCUGCGGAGCAGGAGUUUAAGACCUAUCUCUAAUUGACAUUUUUAAUAUUGUGAUAUGAAAGUAAGUAAAAAAGAAAUCGUGUUUGCAAGGACUUCUCCUGCUCAAAAAUAUAUGAUUGUUGACGCCAAUCAGCAACUUAACUCCCCAUUCAUGAACGAACAAAUAAUUUUGAGAGGGACUAAUUUUUUUUUAUAAUUUAAAAAAAUCCAAAAAUGCACAAAUUGGAAAGAAAAAUUAAAUUUAAUUUGCGAUAUUUAUGUUUUAAAAUGUAAGCUAUUAUAUAUUUAACAGAAUUAGCUCAAGAUUUCAGUAUAAUAUUUAUCACUAAUAUUUCAAAAUAUUUUUUUUAUUCGCUUACAGGGAGCGGGUUUCUACCCAAAAAAUAGGAUUCUUCUCAUGGGCUUGCUCGCUUGCAGAAGGAGGAAGUAAACAAAUUGUUGCUGUUACUGGUGAUGGCGUAAAUGACAGCCCGGCCAUUAAAAAAGCUGACAUUGGAAUUGCUAUGGGAAUUGUAGGAAGCGAUGCAGCUAAAGACGCUGCCGAUAUGCUGCUGAUCGAUGACAAUUUUGCAUCUAUUAUUCAAGGUGUAGAGCAAGGCCGUGUCAUUUUCGAUAAUCUUAAAAGAACUAUCGCCUACGUUUUAGCAUCAAACAUGGCAGAGAUCAUCCCUUACUUAAUAACAGUUAUAUUCCAGCUACCCUUACCUUUAUCAACUGUUUUAAUGCUUGCAAUCAGUGUUGGAACUGAUGUUAUCCCAGCUGUUGGGCUUGCUUAUGAAGAGUCCGAGCUUGAUAUUAUGAAAAGAAAACCACGAGAUGCAGAAAAAGAUCAUUUGAUGUCCUAUCAACUUCUAUUUUUUGCUUAUAUGCAAACAGGCGAAAUAAUCACAAUGGGUGGAAUGUUGGCUUAUUUCACGAUUUUUUAUGAUUUCGGAUUCAAACCACAAGUUUUGUGGUUCUUUUACGUAGCACAAUCUGGGUAUAAGCCCGGAAAGGAUGAUGUUUAUGACCCUGAUCUCAAUUCAAAAGGAAAUUCUCACAUAGGAGACUCAAAUUAUGAAAACGAGGCUGUUGAUUUUAUCACAAAUGGAGAUGCACAUCUUGACUUAAGAAUAUGGUUCCAUAAUUAUGGAAAGGAUAAUUGGUCUGAUUGCAAAUAUCCUGGGUGGACAUCACCAAUAUCUAAUCAUGAAAUCUGCUAUACCACAGAAGCUUUUAAAUACGCACAAUGUGGUUACUUCGUAGGAGUUGUUUGCUGCCAAUACGCAAAUAUAAUGAUUGUCAGGACAAGAGAAAAAAGUAUAAUUGAUAGAGGUUUCACAAACUGGUUUGUGAACUUUGCGCUUUGUUUUGAAACUUUGUUUACAUUGAUAAUUUGCUAUGUUCCUGGGCUGAAUAGUGCUUUAGGAGGUAGACCCUUGCUUACUUUGCACUAUGGAUUUCCUGCUGUUCCUGCAUUUAUUUUACUAGUAUGCUAUGAUGAGUGUAGAAAAUUUUUGAUGAGAAUAGAAAUGGCAAAAAAUAAAGGCAGUGGGAAAAAAGGGUGGAUAGAAGCUAAUACAUUUUAUUAA